AUGGCUGCCGCUGAUACCCUCGAGCCGCCGCUCGACACAGCUCGACACAUCCGCUACUGGCAGCGCUGCUUCCGCUCGGUGCUCCCCCACCACUACACCAGCAACGACAGCAUCCGCCUCACCCUGGGCACCUUCAUCAUCUCCGCCCUCGACCUGCUGUCCGCCUCCACGCCCGACGCCCCGAUCAUCACCUCGGCCGACCGCACGAGCCUCCGCGCAUGGAUCCUCAACCUGCAGCACCCGCACGGCGGCUUCUGUGGCUCGCCGCACCACGUCCUGCCCCGCCGCUAUACCACGGCCUUCGACUGGGAAAAGGAGGUCGAGGUCGCCCGCGACCCGGCCAAUGCGAACAUAGCAGCCACAUACUUUGCCGUGCUGGCCCUGGGCAUCCUGGCCGAGGGUGACGGCGCCACCGCUUAUGACGGUAUCGACCGGGCCAGGACCCUCAGGUGGCUGAAGAAGCUCCAGAGGAAAGACGGCAGUUUCGGCGAGAUCGUCACAGGUGAUGGUUCUGUCGCUGGAGGUAGGGACAUGCGGUAUUGCUAUCUCGCAGCUACGAUACGCUGGGCGCUCGGGGGCGCAGAGGGCGGCGGCGCCCACGAUUUCGACGUCGACGCCCUCGUGGGACACAUACGGCGAGCCCAGGCGUUCGACGGGGGCAUAGCCGAGAGUUCCACGCACGAGAGUCAGAGCGGCUACGCAUACUGCGCCGUGGCCUCGCUCGCGCUCCUCGACCGCGCGAAUCCCGACCCGUUCGCGCCGCCCGACCACUACGUCCGCACCGGCAUUCCCUCGAUACCUGCCCUCGUCCACUUCCUCGUGCACCGCCAAGUCGCCUACCUCGACUCGGGCUCUGACGAAGACGAAGAUGAUGACGACAGCCCUAACCACCCUCUUCCCGACCUUGCCUCGCUCUCUUCUCCCGACCCGCCAGCACCACGGGUAUCCGGCUUCAACGGCCGCCCAAACAAAUUGGUCGACACGUGCUACGUGUGGUGGAACGCCGCCGCCCUGACGCUGCUCGGCCAGGGAGGCUUGAUCGACCUCGAGCCCGUGCGACGCUUCCUAAUAGAAAAGACCCAGCACCUCAUCGGUGGCUUUGCGAAGCACCCGGGCGGCCCGCCCGAUGUGUAUCAUGCCUACAUGGGGCUUGCGGCGCUGGGGACCAUGGCAGGUGAUGCAGUGGAGCCAGGACUGGGGAAGUUCGAUCCCCGGCUUUGUGCAGGGGCGGACGUGGCCGGCAAGAUUCUGAAGGCGAGGGAGGCAUUGAUAGCUACGAGCCAGGAUGACUAA
Molecule: messenger RNA, 1293 nt
Organism: Anthostomella pinea
Lineage: Eukaryota; Fungi; Ascomycota; Sordariomycetes; Xylariales; Xylariaceae
Source: the annotation of a GenBank genome assembly